AUGAAUGACAAUCAAUAUGAAAUAUUAAUUGAAUUUGAUUUAUUUACAUCAUUUACAAUUCAAUUAGAUGAUAAAAUAUCUACUGUACAAUAUUUACCACCAUUAUCUCUUAUAAUUAAUUAUCAUGAUGAAUAUCCAAGUGAUGAUCCACCAUCAUUUAUUCUCUCAUGUUUUUAUUUUUCUACAAUUGAUUUAGAAAACCUUUGUCAAAAAAUUGAUAAUUUUUCGUUUAUUCCAGGUGAAGUUUGUGUUUAUGAUUGGAUUGAAUUAAUAAAACAAGAAAUAACAAAUAAAUUUAUUAUUCGUACAAAUUUUGAAGAACAACAAAAUGAUCCACGAGCAUUAAAUGGUUAUACAAUGGAAAAUGUUAAAAAAAUUUUUCAAUAUUUAAUUGAUUAUAAUCAAAAGCGCCAAGAAGAAGUAUUUCGAAAUCGACUUCAAUCAUGUUCUAUUUGUACAGAUAUUAUUCCAGGUAUAGAUUGUAUUCGUCUUCAUCGUUGUGGACAUUUUUAUUGUCGUACUUGUUUGAAUCAUUAUAUUCGAAUGACACUUGACAAUGGAAAAUUUGGAGAAAAUCUUCUUUGUCCACGAGAUCAUUGUAAACAAGUUUUACUUCCAACAGAAAUAAAACAAACUAUUCAAAAUGAAAAAUUAUAUGAAAGAUAUGAACGAUUAACAUUGCAACAUGGACUUGAAUCAAUGAAGGAUAUUGUUUGGUGUCCAAGAUGUCAAUCACCUAUUAUUAGUAGUCCAGAAGAUGAUAAUCUAGCUAUAUGUGAUCAAUGUCAUUAUACGUUUUGUAAAAAAUGUUAUGAAACAUAUCAUUUUCAAACAAUAUGUCCUAAAGAUUAUUUAAUUGAACAAAUGAAAUUACUAAAACAAAAAGAACUUAAACAACUACAAAAAGAAAAAGAAGCUACAUUCGCUAAAUUAAAUAAAACAAAAGGACAGAAAAAAACUUGGAAUGAACAAAUUCCUACACAAAGAUAUCGUCAUAUUUUUAUUAAGCUCUCUGAACAAAAUACUUUAUUACAAGAAAUAUUAACUGCUGAACGAAUCAAUGUAGAUGAUAUUCAAUUUUGUCCUAAAUGUCAUGUAGCAAUCGAAAAGAAUGGUGGUUGUUCACAUAUGCGAUGUACACGAUGUAAUUUCGAUUUUACAUGGCAAACAAAACAAGAACCAACACAAACGAUUAUUACUCCAUAUUUGGAACAUAAUGAUUCCACAAAAAUUGAAUCUAUAAAAGAAGAACUCAACAAAGUAGCAUACUUAGUAAUCGCUGUGAACGUUUACAAAAGUUACUUCGCACAAUUAUUUGAACUUCAUUGGAGACGUUGGUUAACAAAUUACUUCAUAACAAAUUAUCUAGCAGAACAUGCCUAUUAUGGAGCUUCUUUCAAGACAAAUCGUGAGGAUAAUCCUGAUCAGAGAAUAUCUGUUGAUAUUGCGUCGUAUAUUACACAUACUUGUAAUUUGACCAUUGGUGCAACACAUGCAAUAGCUUCAUUUAUUUCACAUGUGUUUAUUCUAUGGUCUUUAUCGGGUGUGAUCGAAAUUCAUGUAACAGAAUAUGUUUCGUAUAAAAUACCAGGUGGUAUGAUGUGGAUAGCCAUUUGUUAUGCCGCACUCGGUCCAUCCGGUUGUGGAAAAUCAACUCUACUUCGAAUACUUGCUGGGAUUUGGCCGUACGGUCAUGGAAUAAUCACUAAGCCCCUGAGCGACACUAUCGAAUUUAUUCCUCAGAAACCUUAUUGUCCACUUGGAACUCUUCGUCAUUGUUUUACUUAUCCAUCGACGACGCUGCGACCAUCAAAGGACGAUGCAAAUAUCGAGCGAAUAUUGCGUCUUUGUCAACUCGAAUCGUUAGCAAACCGCCUAGAAGAUAUUGAAGAUUGGUCUCUUAUAUUGUCAUCGGGCGAACAGCAGAAAAUGAUUUUCGUUCGAAUUCUUCUUCAUCAACCGAAAUGGAUCUUUUUAGAUGAAGUAACAUCAUCGUUAGAUGAACGAUCUGAAACACAUUUAUAUUCGACUUUACUUCAAGAACUCGGUUCGCAUUCAACCAUUAUUAGUGUUGGACAUCGGAAAAAUCUGCAACAAUUUCAUCGAAUUAAAUUGGAAUAUACUAACGG
Messenger RNA from Rotaria sp. Silwood1, 2129 nucleotides. The record is from the annotation of a GenBank genome assembly. Lineage: Eukaryota; Metazoa; Rotifera; Eurotatoria; Philodinida; Philodinidae.